UAGAAAGUCUACAAAAAGUUAUCAUCCCAAAAAUAUUUAUAAUCUGAGCUCUUAAAUAAAGUGGUGCUAAGUAACUAGCUAUCUGUAAUUUGUUUUAAAAUAAUUCGUAGUUUACAGAAAGGCUACACGAUGGUUCUGAAGUCGGAAGACGGAGUGGUGCCUCAUGAUCUGAGUCCCAAGGAGAAACAGGAGUUGGAGAGCAUACGCCACAGGAAACAAGAACUACUGCAGAACAUACAGAGGCUGAAGGAUGAGAUAGAAGAGGUGACGAAUGAAAUUGACAACCUGGGCAUUACCAAAGAGAGAAAAAGCAUGCAGAGAAACAAGCAGGUGUCCAUGGGCCGAAAGAAGUUCAACAUGGACCCCAAGAAGGGGAUCCGGUUUUUGAUUGACAGCGGUCUGCUGAAGAACACCAGCAAUGACAUCGCCCAGUUUCUCUAUAAAGGGGAGGGGCUUAACAAGACCGCCAUCGGAGACUAUCUGGGGGAGAGAAAUGACUUCAAUCUUGAGGUUCUACAUGCCUUCGUGGAGCUGCAUGAAUUCACAGACCUCAACCUGGUCCAGGCCCUCAGGCAGUUCCUUUGGAGUUUCCGGUUGCCAGGCGAAGCUCAGAAGAUCGACAGGAUGAUGGAGGCAUUUGCCCAGAGAUACUGUCACUGUAACCCUGGGGUCUUCCAGCAUAGCGAUACGUGUUAUGUGUUGUCGUUUGCUGUGAUCAUGCUGAACACCAGUCUCCAUAACCCCAAUGUGAAGGACAAACCCUCCCACCAGAGAUUCAGCGCCAUGAACAGAGGAAUCAACGAUGGAGGUGACCUGCCUGAGGACCUACUCAGGAACCUCUAUGAGGGUAUAAAGAACGAGCCCUUUAAAAUUCCAGAGGAUGAUGGGAAUGACCUCACACACACUUUCUUCAACCCUGACCGGGAGGGCUGGCUACUCAAACGAGGAGGAGGGCGUGUGAAGACAUGGAAGAGACGAUGGUUCAUCCUCACAGACAACUGCCUGUACUACUUUGAGUACACUACUGAUAAGGAGCCUAGGGGUAUCAUCCCUCUGGAGAAUCUGAGUAUUAGAGAGGUGGACGACUCCAAGAAACCAAACUGUUUUGAGCUGUUCAUCCCUGACCACAGGGAUCAGGUGAUCAAGGCAUGUAAGACCGAGGCGGACGGACGUGUUGUCGAGGGCAACCACACCUUCUAUCGAAUCUCCGCCCCCACAUCAGAGGAAAAGGAGGAGUGGAUCACCAGCAUAAAAAAUGCCAUCAGCAGGGACCCCUUCUACGAGAUGCUGGCAGCCCGGAAGAAGAAGGUGUCUGCCCUGACAAGUCUGUAGAAAAGACCCAGGCUCCAGCACUUCAGCAGGAGGAGCAGGCCUCACUCUAUUCUAUAGCCCAGUGUUUGUGCCCAUGGACCUGAACUAAAGGACCUAUGGAACUGUAUACACAAGAAAGCAGAAGAUCCCCAAAGCCUGUUAGAAGUCUAGGUGGACGCUGUCAUCAUAUUGAUCUUGUUUUCAUCAGAUUCAUAAACACUGGAGGGGAAGGAUUAUGAAGAGGCACAGGGUUGGGACAGGAAUGCAGAGAGGAUUAAUUUCCUUUUUCAGCACCCUCUACAGGAAGUUACAAAAUGCAAUAUUAUGCUUUGAUAAUUAACAGAGAAAGGCAACAUGAACCUAUUUUUACACAAACCUCUUUUUCUGAGGGUUCUUGUCAUAGUGCUGUUGUAACUACAGAACAUUUAUUUCUGAAUGGUUCUCAUAACAAACCACCACUGUUUAUCCUCUCUCUCUCCAUCUCUCUGUAUGUCUCUGUGUGUUUCUCUCGCUGUCUCUCUCUCUCCGUCUCUCUGAAUGUCUCUGUGUGUGUUUCUCUCGCUGUCUCUCUCUCUCCGUCUCUCUGUAUGUCUCUGUGUGUGUUUCUCUCUCUGUCUCUCUCUGUUUCUCUCUUUCUUUGGUUCCAUGUUUGUUUAAAUGUGUCCAGGUAAUUGAUGGGAAUUGCCAGGGACUGACCUCACGGUGCAAUAUCACGCUACUUCGGUGCCGAUGCGAUUCUCACGAUUCUAUAUGUAUUGAGAUUCGAUACUGCAAUUCGAUAUUCCAAACAUAUUUCUCAGGAUAUGCAGCAGAGGGACAAGAAAGCCAUGAGAUAACGAGUUUUGAUCAGUCAUGGAAAUGAAAGUUCUGAAAACAAAUUGGCUCCCCAUUUCAAAAUAAGAUGGAGAACGAGCUAUAAAGGAGUUUUGGUGCAGGUUAAGCCAACUAGCGCAACAGUAAUAUUGCCAUAUUGUCAAAACGAUAUGAUACAUCAUGAAAAAUAAUAUCCCGAUAUGUAACCGUACCGAUUUUAUUGCCGCAUCACUAGUAAUUGGGCUGUCAGUGAGCCAGGGUUUGAGAUAUGGGAGCUGAGUAAUUGGGCUGUCAGUGAGCCAGGGUUUGAGAUAUGGGAGCUGAGUAAUUGGGCUAUCAGUGAGCCAGGGUUUGAGAUAUGGGAGCUGAGUAAUUGGGCUGUCAGUGAGCCAGGGUUUGAAAUAUGGGAGCUGAGUAAUUGGGCUAUCAGUGAGCCAGGGUUUGAGAUAUGGGAGCUGAGUAAUUGGGCUGUCAGUGAGCCAGGGUUUGAGAUAUGGGAGCUGAGUAAUUGGGCUGUCAGUGAGCCAUGGUUUGAGAUAUGGGAGCUGAGUUGGGAAGUUGCAAAAAACUGUCUCUGCCCAAAGCCUUUCUCUGCCAUCACUGUAUUAGUUCUGAUCUUCAUUUAGUUUUUUUGUGUUGAUACCUCUGUUACUGCAACUGCACAGUCACGUGGAAGGAGGAGGAGUGGAGAAAGAAAUGAGGGUGAGAGGUAGACAAAGGAUCAAAACAUAUCACUUUGUUUCGGGUUGAACUAUUCAGUCUUUUAUUCUGAUAUUGUGACAAUUAAAAGUACUUUUGUAGAAGCAGCAAUAUGUUUGCAGAGAAUGGAUUUGUUGAAUAAAUAAAAGACCUAAGGUCUAAGACCUUAUUAUAGUGUUAUACAGUUGUGUGCUGUCUGUUACAAAUGUGUUAUAAGAGAUGCAUUUCUGUCAUAUCAAUGUGCUCUUUAGAGGGCUGUGAUUUUAGUUUUUAUAAUGGCAAAUAAAUUAAUCGACAAUGGUUUUGUUCUCAAAGUACUGAUUAUGAAAUGCAAGUCAAGCUUGAAUUAUAAGUUUAUUUACCUAUAAUGCACAUCAUUUAUUGUUUGUUUUGUAUCAUAAAGGUUUGUGCUGUUUAUACCCGUAUGCCAUCAUGUGUUUGUUCAUUUGAUUUCAGAUUACCAAAAAUAAAUCUCCAAUGCUAGUCUCA
This is a messenger RNA of Oncorhynchus masou masou (cherry salmon), 3312 nucleotides long. RefSeq names its product cytohesin-1-like. Bases 130 to 1332 code for a protein of 400 amino acids. The record is from RefSeq and is a predicted model, not a curated record. Gene Ontology annotation, biological process: regulation of ARF protein signal transduction. The transcript is spliced from 14 exons. Gene Ontology annotation, molecular function: guanyl-nucleotide exchange factor activity. NCBI's taxonomy places the organism in Eukaryota, Metazoa, Chordata, Actinopteri, Salmoniformes, Salmonidae.